Wyeomyia smithii (pitcher-plant mosquito) is the source of this 1704-nucleotide messenger RNA. It is a transcript of the gene mrn, whose product is annotated as general transcription factor IIH subunit 4. Gene Ontology annotation, cellular component: transcription factor TFIIH holo complex; transcription factor TFIIH core complex. The transcript is spliced from 4 exons. NCBI's taxonomy places the organism in Eukaryota, Metazoa, Arthropoda, Insecta, Diptera, Culicidae. The coding region runs from base 122 to 1579 and encodes 485 amino acids. Gene Ontology annotation, biological process: nucleotide-excision repair. Gene Ontology annotation, molecular function: double-stranded DNA binding; ATPase activator activity. The record is from RefSeq and is a predicted model, not a curated record.
CACAAAAGUAAUGUUUUCUUUCCUAGCUCAGUGUUAUUUAGAGCGUUAUGUGAGUUUCGGAGCGAUUCCGAACUUCUAUCGGACUUUUGAUAUAGUUUUCGGGUUUUGAAACUUUAGAAAAAUGUCCGAGGCAAAAUACUCCAAAGGUUCUGCUUCUUUGAUAACGAAACCCGCUAAUCUAGAAUGCAAAAACUUGGAAGAAUACCUCAAAUCACGGCCCCCGGAUGCUUUAGAAAAAUUGUACAACUAUCCGGCGAUAUGCCUAGCAGUUUAUCGCGAGUUACCGGAAAUUGCUCGUCAGUUUGUAAUAAGGAUACUGUUUCUAGAACAAGCGAUUCCACAAGCAGUCGUCACAUCGUGGGGCUCGCAGAUAUAUGCGAAGGAAAAUGUUAUCGUCUCACGAGUUUUAACUGAUCUGGGUGUUUGGCGUAACAUUCCUAUACCCGGAGGGUUGGAAGGUUUGGAGCUAUGCCCUACCUUUAAGAAAAAUCUUAAAAUUGCCUUACUCGGAGGAGGCCGCCCCUGGUCAAUGAGCAACGCGAUGGAUCCGGAUCAGAAGUCGCGGGACAUCGAGUUUCUAGACACAUACGCUAUGUCACGGUGGCGAUGUGUGUUGCACUACAUGGUGGGUGCCGGCAGUUCCAAAGGAAUGGAGGGAGAGGGGAUUUCACCGGAUGCGGUGCGAAUUCUUCUGCAUGCAAAUCUAAUGAAGCGGGAUGAAUCGGACGGUAGUCCGGUAAUCACACGACAGGGAUUUCAGUUCCUUUUACUAGAUACUCAGGCCCAGGUGUGGCAUUUUAUGCUUCAGUAUUUGGACACCUGUGAGGCACGUGGGCUAGAUUUGGCCGAAUGUCUCUCGAUGUUAUUUCAGCUAAGCUUUUCCACAUUGGGUCGGGAUUACAGCUCGGAAGGGUUGAGCCAAGGACUGCUAACGUUCUUACAACACUUGAGAGAAUUCGGUCUGGUAUAUCAACGUAAGCGGAAAGAAGGACGCUUCUAUCCCACUAGAUUAGCACACAACAUCACCUCAAAGAAUGCCGUACCUGCCAUCCCGGAAGAUGAUAGUUCGUCUCAGGAUAAGGGGUACAUUGUUGUGGAAACAAACUAUCGUGUGUACGCGUACACCGAUUCCAACCUCCAGGUAGCCUUGUUAGGUUUGUUCACGGAGUUGCUGUAUCGCUUUCCGAACUUAGUAGUAGGUGUGCUCACAAGAGACGCCGUUCGUCAAGCGUUCCGGGGUGGUAUAACGGCUGAACAAAUCAUUAGCUAUCUGGAGCAGCACGCACAUCCUACUAUGUUAAACACCGAGCACACCGUGAAUACCAAAUCUCCACUUCCACCGACGGUUGUCGAUCAAAUUAAACUGUGGGAAAACGAACGAAACCGGUUCACAUACACCGAGGGUGUGGUCUACAAUCAGUUUCUGUCGCAGGGCGAUUUUAACACACUGCGCGAUUAUGCUCAAUCGAUCGGGGUAAUGAUCUGGCAGAACGAGCGUACUCGAACCAUGGUUGUCACCAAAAAUGGCCACGAUGACGUGAAGAGAUUUUGGAAGCGAUAUUCUAAGGGUGGAAGCUAAGCAAAAGCUAGUGGACAAUUCUUUCGCAUAACGUGAUUCUGCUGCGUUGAAAGUUGUGUUUAGUAUGCUUUAAUAAAGUUUUAGGGUUUCGAGCAAGAGAUCUGUUAGAUUACCUUUCUUCAUUA